Gymnodraco acuticeps is the source of this 3083-nucleotide messenger RNA. RefSeq lists its product as uncharacterized. Gene Ontology annotation, molecular function: nucleic acid binding. The record is from RefSeq and is a predicted model, not a curated record. Bases 22 to 1692 code for a protein of 556 amino acids. Gene Ontology annotation, biological process: DNA integration. NCBI's taxonomy places the organism in Eukaryota, Metazoa, Chordata, Actinopteri, Perciformes, Bathydraconidae. The transcript has 2 exons.
UCGGCCGAACAGAAAUACUCAAUGGGGGAGCGGGAGGCGCUGGCCUGCGUCUGGGCGUGCGAGCGAUGGCACAUGUACGUGUAUGGGCGACAUUUUACAUUGCGUACUGACCAUCAGGCUCUUACAGCCCUGCUUGCUACAUCGGGGUCGGGGCACAAACCGCUGAGGAUCUACCGCUGGUCAGAGAGACUCCUGCCGUAUGACUUCACCACAGUGUUUACUCCCGGCAGGGAGAAUGUGGUGGCUGACCUGCUCUCCCGCGCCACCCCCACCCCAGCGCCCGGCGCGGGCCCGGACGCAACAGAGUCAGAGCUCAUACUCAUGCUCCACACCCCGCUUCAGGCCGCGGUUUCCCUGGAUGACCUUCGGCUCGCAUCGGAGGAAGACCCCAUGCUCUCCCGGCUCCGCACUUACAUCCGGGAGGGAUGGCCUGCGAAGUUCCCAGAGGAGCUGGCGCCUUUUCAUCGGGUCAAGGACGAGCUGACCUGCUGGAAUGGUGUCUGCGUGGCCCGGGGCCUCCGCACGUUCGUUCCCAUCGACCUCAGGGCCCGCGUAUUGUCUAUGGCGCACGAGGGCCACCUGGGUAUCGUGAAGGUAAAACAGCGCUGCAGGGAUUUGGUGUGGUGGCCGGGAAUAGAUCGAGAUAUAGAGACAAUGGUGAAGGAGUGCACGGCCUGCCUGCUCAGUGGCAAAACUGGCCCGCCACUCCCACCGCCCCUGCAGCCCUUGCAGUGGCCGCGCGCGCCUUGGGAGCACAUGCAGCUGGACAUCUGUGGGGAGCUGCAUGGCGUCCCGCACCACCAACGCUUCCUCCUAGUGGCCUACGACCUCCAUUCGAAAUGGCCAGAGGUGGUCGCCACAGGGUCCGUAACGGCUCGGGUGGUCACAGACUUCCUCUCCUCUCUGUUUGCUCUGUGGGGCAGUCCUAACGCCAUCACUACGGAUAACGGCCCACAGUUUGUCUCCUCUGAGUUCGCCACCUUUGUGGAAGGGAGGGGGAUUAAACACAUCCGUACAGCUUUCUACCACCCGCAAGCAAAUGGGGGUGUGGAAAGGUUCAACCAAACCCUAAAGAACGGGAUCAGAGCACACCUGGCAGAUGGUCUUCCGUUCUCAGCUGCACUGCUUCACACCUUGCUUCACUACCGGGCGACGCCGCAUUCAACUACCGGCAGCUCCCCAGCCCUCUUGAUGAUGGGCCGUGAGCUGCAGCUCCCUUUGGAUCGGCUACGGGCCCCGGUGGCCGUCACGCCAACAGCCACACCCUGCCAGAGCGCCAGGGUUGCAGAGGCUCAGCGUCGCAUGAAGCAGCGGUUCGACAAGAGACGGAGGGUGAGAGCGCCUCCCUUCACAGUGGGGGACUGGGUCAGGAUUCACCGUCCUAACCGGGACCACAAGCUGCUAUCCUUCUGGACGGCGCCGAUGAAGGUCACCGCUCAACUGGGGUCAGCCACCUUUCGUCUGGCCGACGGAUCACAGUGGCAUGCAAGCCGGCUUCGGAAGGUGGCACCGCCCCCCAUCGUGGACCCAGGGCCCAGGGAGGACGGGGACUUUGUUUUUCCUGAUGAGCAGUUGCAGGGUCCAGCCGGGUUCCCACCUGAGCCGGUUGAGCCAGUGGUUCGUUUUGAAGCUCAUCCGGCCCGUGUCCGGGUCAGACCAAGAUACUUGGAAGACUAUAUUGUGAGCUUGUGACUCUCAGGGGUAGUGUUCAGAGCAUAGUCUGUUGCGUGGCAGAAUAAUCCACAUGGCUAUGCUGGUGACUGGCAGUCUACCCAGUUCAUCUAGAGUAGAUAGCUAAAAGUUAAUUGGGUUCCUUGUGGGGGGGGGGUAAAUGUUAUGUAUGUGUCACAUCAGGUGUGACUGUGCCUUUAAGAUGGCACCGGGAGUUUUGGGAUGUGUGAACCGGAUACAGUUGUGUUGUUGGAAUGUUGUCAUGGAAGCGUAUACAACAACGUGUUCAAUAAACGGUCAACACAGAUGUCGUAGUCCAUAGUCUUUUAUAUACAACAUGAGAUUUAACUACUACACUGAGAGGAGAGAUAACGGCUCUAAAAGCCGAAAAAUGACGCAGCGAUAACAACACUAACAGCCCAGAUAGACUCACAAAAGCAAACGUUAAAGGAGCUAACCGAAGCGGCUAACGGCUCAUCAGAUAUAGUGCAGGAGCUGGAAAGUAAGGUCAAGACACUCUGUGAGCAAGUGGGAACUCUCAGAAAAAUGCCUCGACUUGGAAGGCCGUUCGAAGAGGAAAAACCUGAGAGUGGCCGGAGUAAAAGAAGGGAAAGAAAAUGGACAGAGAUCAAGGCUUAUUGUGGCAGAACUGCUGAAGGAGACGCUAGGCUUGGAAAAAGCACCCAAAAUAGACAGAGCCCAUAGAGCCCUACGGAGACGUGCUGGGGACAAAACCGCAGAGACACCUGAUUGCUAGGGUACACUAUUGUCACACUUUUGAAGACAUCAUGAAGAAGGUGAUCUCUACCAGAGACCUGACAUUCCAGGGUCAGCGGAUACAGAUCUUCAGGGACCUCCCAACUGAAGUCGUUAAACGCCGAGCUGCGUUCACCCCAACCAGGAGGACUAGGCUACGAGUGUCACACAACGGCGGAGAGGUUAUUUGCGGAUCCGGAGGAGGCUCGGCAAUACGCGGAACGUCUCUUCGGGUCUGCAGAGGAGGAGUAAGAUGAGUGCACUCCAUUCCGGAGCCAAGACUGAAGGACUUUAAACUUUGAUUUUCCAGAGACUGACAGAAAAAAGUCCUAACGUUGCGCUCCUCUUCCUCGGCGGCGUAGUCCUGGGCCCGGGUGGAACGCUGCCUGCCUUCAGUGUAGGGACUGCAUGGUGUGACACUUUCUUUUCUGUAUGCUAAAUAUCUCACUGUUAUUAUUUUAUAUAGAUUGUGGUUUGAAUAUUGCAUGCUUAUGUUGUUUUAGUGUGUGGCUUUUCAUGUUUUUGUCCCUCGCGAUUAGCAGGCGCUGCAACCCAGCACACCAGGCCUGCCCAACUGAGGAGGGUAACUUAUAUACAUGUUGAAUUAUAUCUGCCUGUUUAACACUUUACAUUAAUUGACAUUUUAAACUGUUUCC